GAUUAUAAAGGGAGACGGUUCUCCCGCAGAGCAGAACAUACGCAGAGCACACUCUGAAGAACUGCCACCACCAUCCAAGACCCUCCUCAGGAGCUCAAAAGACAGGAUGCGGCAGCUGUGGAUGUUCGUGCUGAUCUCUGCCCUGGCUCUGGCCACCUUCUCUGAAGCCUCUCCAAAGCCCAGUGCCCUGUUCCAGGACCCUCCUCCAGGCCCUGAAGCCAGUAGGAGCCUGGGACUGAGGUGGCCAGUUGCUCUGGGCUCUCCUUCCCACCACCGGAGACAGCUCCGUCCUCAGGACCUCCCUCACCUCACGGCAGAUCUAUCCAAGAAGCAAGGGCCAUGGCUGGAAGAAGAUGAGGCCUAUGGCUGGAUGGACUUUGGUCGCCGAAGUGCUGAGGAAAGGGACCAACUCCCCUAGCAUGCACCACCCCCAUCCUACCCCCGUCAAUAAACAUUUCCUGGGGCAGCUAGGUGGCGCAGUGGAUAGAGAACUGGCCCUGGAGUCAGGAGAACCUGAGUUCAAAUCCAACCUCAGACACUUGAC
Messenger RNA from Dromiciops gliroides (monito del monte), 544 nucleotides. It is a transcript of the gene GAST, whose product is annotated as gastrin. The record is from RefSeq and is a predicted model, not a curated record. Gene Ontology annotation, cellular component: extracellular region. The transcript has 3 exons. Bases 107 to 418 code for a protein of 103 amino acids. Lineage: Eukaryota; Metazoa; Chordata; Mammalia; Microbiotheria; Microbiotheriidae. Gene Ontology annotation, molecular function: hormone activity.